Messenger RNA from Mollisia scopiformis, 1761 nucleotides. Its product is annotated as carboxylesterase. Lineage: Eukaryota; Fungi; Ascomycota; Leotiomycetes; Helotiales; Mollisiaceae. Bases 1 to 1761 code for a protein of 586 amino acids. The record is from RefSeq and is a predicted model, not a curated record. The transcript has 2 exons.
AUGGGGCGAGGAUUAUAUCCUCAUUGUAUGGUUCUUGCAAUUUCAAAGAAUAUAUAUAGCGGUAGAUUGGUGCUUUUGAAACGUGCUGCAGCUGUUGAACCAACAUUAACUUCGACGCCUCCGUCGACGGACACCUCGUCCGUUGCCUUAGCUGAUUCCCCUACUGUUUCCAUCAAUCACUAUGGAACGGUUCGAGGCAAUCGAUCCUCGUACAUAAACUCAGUCUACAACUUCAAAGGGAUUCCAUACGCCGGUGCACCUACUGGAGCCUAUCGUUGGAAACAUCCACCCCACCCAGCUGUAUGGAACGAUACUCGAGAUGCGACCACAUUCAGUCCGGCUUGUCCACAACCAGGUGUCGCCAAUUACAGUGAAGAUUGUCUCUACCUCAAUGUUUGGACGCCAGAUAACGCGACAUUGAACGACUACUACGCAGACCCUUCAGGUGGUGCUGGUGUGUUGCCUUAUCCCAACGCAACUAUAUAUCCUGUCUACGUAUGGAUUUAUGGUGGACGAUUUGCAGGCGGUGCUUCAAGUGAUCCUCUCUAUGACGGAGCCGGGCUUGCGGCCAAAGGGGUAGUGGUCAUUACUAUGAAUUAUCGUCUCGGCGCUCUUGGUUUCUUGGCACAUCCUGAAUUGAGCGCAAAUUCUUCAAGUGGCACUUCUGGGAAUUACGGUCUUGUUGAUCAACAAGCAUCCCUUCAUUGGACGAUUGAGAACUGUGCUGCCUUUGGCGGAGAUCCUACUCGAAUUACAAUUGGUGGGCAACCAGCUGGUGCGGCUUCUGUCAUCGAGCAUCUAAACAGUCCUCUUGCAGACGGACUCUUCACUCAAGCUAUUGCAGAAAGUGGCGUUCGCUAUCCUUCUGAUCCUCUGGUCGGCAGUCUCGCGGAGAGCUAUCGCCAACUAUCCGAAGCUGAGGCUCAAGGUACAGCUUACAUCGAGAGUUUGAAUGUCAGCAGUAUCAACGAGGCUCGUGAUCUCCCUGUUGAGGCUUUCCUGUCAUCUGGAAUGAUGAGCGACACAACUUAUGUUGGAACAGUCUUUGAGAACAACUCCAAUUACAUGGAACCACCUCUCUUCCGCCCGGUUCUGGAUGGUUAUGUCCUUCCGGCAACCUACGCAUCACUUCUCGCAUCAGGCAAUCAUUCCAUAGUACCUGUCCUGACAGGAAAUAACAAAGACGAAAGCGGAGCGAGUCCAGAUCCGGGACUGAAUGUAUCAAGCUACACUUCUACAUCUGAACUCGAUUUCGGUAGCGUUGGCCUCGCAGAUGAGUACUUCGCUUUGUACCCCGCUGGCAAUACUUCCGCCUCAGCAAACAAUGCCAGCAACGCAUUCUACCGCGAUCAAAGCCGCACUGGGACUUGGCUCUGGGCUAAUGAGUAUGUCUCAGGCUCACAAAACUUCUUCGCAAACGGCAACUUCACAACCUAUACCUACUACUGGACCCAUGCCCCUCCCAACCAAACCAGAGGAGCGUAUCACAUGAGCGAGAUCAACUACGCUUUCAACAAUCUGUACGCCACGGAUAGCCCUUGGACUGCCGAGGACUAUGCGAUUGCGGAGAUGUCGAGUUACUGGGCCAAUUAUAUCAGGAGCGAGAACCCGAAUGGGAAGGGAUUAGCGACUUGGCCGGCGAAUUCGGCCUCGAGUGCAGUGACGAUGGAGUUGGGGGAUGCGUUUGAGGUUGUUGAGGUUGCGAAUUCGUCGAACAUUGCUUUCAUGAAGGAGUGGUUCUCAAAGUGGCCUGUGUAUUAA